UCUCAACUUCAAACACAGCAUGCCAAUGUUCAAUGCUAGCAUUUACUAUUAUUUUACGCAUAUAAGGCAGUGUCGUUACCUCCAAUGAACGUCAUAUGGCUUCUCAGCCUCCUUUUUCUGGGACCGUUUCUCCUCUUUCUAGCGUUCUUGGUGUUGACCUCCUGCCUCGGGGAUAGCUUCCGUGCCCGCAUUGCAGGUUUCUCUAUCAACCCCCGAGAGGCCAUCUACGAUCGUAGUUAUUUACGGACGAUGACGAAUAGCGGUUCUGCUAUGUCCGAGCAGAUUGAGCUGGAGGAUAUGUUAAGAGAUCGUGCGGAUGGUUAUGACAGUGAUGAUGCCUUAUGAUCGAGAUAUAGGUUACAACUUCAAUCGCCCAGGAAAAUAAUUUGGAGAUGAUUAGAAUUCUAGAUGUUCUUUGCUCGUUCCACCUGAAGCGCCACCCUGCUGUGCUUCGUUAUCCCCCUCCACGGGUGGCAGGCUAAAUGGCUUAAUCGCGAAUUUCCUCCUGCUAAGAGUGAAGGCCCAAUCGUCGCCCAAACUGCUAUCCCCGCCCCCUCCUCCUCGCUCAUGCAGAACGGGCAGCCGGUGGAUUUUGAGCAUACCCUGUGGUGGUUCUUCCUGUGCUGUGGCUGCUCCCGAUGUUGCAGAUGGGCUGGCAUCGGAUAGAUGUGGGAAUGGUGCGAGCUCGAUAACACCGUCGCUCAACAGUUCAAUCCAUCGAGUGAGUCCCGAGGCUCUAGGGUAUAGGAAUAAUGGGAGGGUAAUCAUCGCCGUUACGCGAUUGGAGUACGACGACAGAAUGGCGCGCAUGGAAUGCAGAAACUGCAAUACGUGUUCGGGUUGGCUGGCAUGUUGGGGGGAUAAAGCUGGAGAAAGCAGGGAUGGAAUUAUUAUUCGGUGGAUGAUAUUUGGGGGUGAAGUUGAUAUUGCGGUAGACAGUCGAUGGAGAGCAGAUGUAUACGGAGAUGCAGUUGGUGUUGAGGAGGUUGAAAGAGGGAUGUAAUUUAUAGAAGGGAGAGAGGGAUGGGCCAGGCGCUUCGUUAAAUCAAACGUGUGACAGAACACCUGCGGUGCCGGGGGGUAUUGUGAUGAGUCUGCAGUUUUCUCUGCUGUUGGAGCAGGGGCUGUUUAAAUAAUUAGCCAUUCGCGUACUUCCUCAGACACCCUGACCAAACCAUGCUCCUCGUCAUGGGGGAAAUAGACACAAAAAUACUAUCGACCAACAUACGUCUAGACCCUGCGACGCCAGCGCCAAAUUCGCCCAAUCGCUCGUAUCUCCAGGCUAUUUUCAUUUUCUCUCCUGCGCUUUUACUAGGUUUAUCAUCUGCAGUUUCUCCCGCUCCAACAAGCCCAGGAAGAGCCCUCCCCCAUUGCUCACCAACACCAAUGAUAUGAAGUUGGUGCUCUUGAACCACACCCUCAGCAGCGAAAUACCUCAGCAAAGCACCGGCAAAAUCGGUUGUACCGCUUUCUUCAAUCAGAAGCGAAUUCCCCAGCACUAAUCCUGCAUGCCCGGCUAAUAAAUUAUCUAAGGUUGGAGUACCGGUGGACGUGGUCUGUCGCCCAUCGAUAGGUGAGGGGCGGAGUCCUAAAGUAGGCUUGGUGGGCGGUUGCGGAGGCUGCGACGGUUGCGAACUGGGUAGAUUGGGAGCAAUUCCACGGGGUGAGCCUGGCGAUAGACCUAUAUUCCUUUUGCGGAAUGACAUGAUAGCGAACAAAAGAGGAUGUUGAAAAAUUUCUACAUAUAGCUUAUGAGAAUCAAGAAGUUCGUCACAAAAUAACUUAAAAAGAGCCAAGGGCGAGAGAUAUUUACUGCUGCUUUAGGGGACCCCACCGCUUUAAUGUGUAGUUAAGUUAACUACGGAAGAAUUAGUCAUAAAGCAGCACCACAACGCGCCCAAAAAAAUUGAUAAGAUAAGCCGCAAAAGAGCCUUUUUCCCAACAGCACCGCAAGCUCUUAGGACCAGAUCAAACCCGGAACGGACAGCGCAUUAUUUCUACAAUUCUCCAGGCAAUACCCACCAAACUCGUAUAGCGCAUUUAUCUUACAGCUCAAAAGAAAAGGCGCAAAACCCUACCUCUAACUGCACGGGCCCGCAACCUGCGGCCGAUUCCCUCCGCCUCCGCCGCUUCAACCAUGUCAGACCCCGUCCUUUUCGAAGACACCUUUACCAUCACCUCCAUCAAUGCGCAAAAAUACGACCGUGUAGCGCGCAUCAGCUGUACCUCUUCCGACAACCUGACAACUUUCACCCUCGAUGUGAACACAGAACUAUAUCCCGUCUCGACAGGAGAGUCAUUGUCCCUCGCGCUUGCGUCUACGCUUGCUCUCGAUGGAAAAGAUGAUAGCGCGGGUGGUAAAGGUGCUUGGAGGGAUGUUGGCAUGGGGGAGCAAACGCUGGCGAACGACUAUGACUACGUAUGCCAUGGGAAGGUGUAUCGGUUUGAAGAAGGGAAUACGGCGGAGAAUAUGUCUGUUUUCGUUUCGUUCGGAGGGCUUUUGCUCUACUUGGAAGGCCCAUAUAAGAAGCUUAAUCCGCUCAGGAUCGAUUAUAUCUACCUUCUGAUGAAAAAGUAGCGGAUAUAAACUCAUAUACCUAGGGAGAAAGUUCAAGUUUUUUUUUACUUGGUGACUUCAGCGCCUAUUCUCGAUGUGAUACACGCGCAUGACCAACCCGCGGAACCCAAUAGGUUCAAAUGAACGGAGAUGCAAAAAUUCAGUUAGAAUAAUAUUCUUUAGAGCUUGGGCAUUGAGCGUGGGCGUUUUCUCUCAUUCUUGUAGUUAUUAUUAUUAUAAUACCUGAAAAUAAAACUAGGACAAAGCUCGAAAGGGGUGUCUGUGAGAAAGAAACCAAACUUGUGUCAACUCUAUCAGGGCGUGCAACAGAAAGCCAAGCCAAAGAUAAAUGAUAGAGGGAAGCGGAAAGAAAACAAAAUGAAAAUAAAGAGAAACGAAGGUAAUGGAGAAAAAGGCUCCAUUUAGAGAUUCGGGUACCCGAGCUUUCGGUGCAUUCUAGAACAGAUCUCCUCAUAAUCAGACUCCCCUUCUGGUGUGAUAAACCCAUGUCUGACGAGGAAGUCGACAAUAACUAUUCCGCAGUUAGACUUGAAUUUACCCUUCUUCAGCUCCGUAAUAACGUCAUUGAUCGGCAUCAGAAUGAAAUUAGCCGCCUCGUUAUCAUUCGGCUUAAGAAUGACAUUGGCAGGAAGCUUGAGAUCGUAGAUAUAUUCGCAUUCCGGUUGCAAUAGCCCCUUUUCACCACCAGCAUCCGCACCCCGUUCGUAGAUGUAGCGUAAAGCACCGGUCGCUAUCGCGUUCUUCGCCACUUCCCUCGGGAUAGAUGCUUCCUCAUCGGCCUCCCGCAACAUGCAUUCAAACGGGGUUUCACCCGUUGCCAUACCACCGGCAACGCUGUUAUCCAACAUUCCCGGAAAUGUUGACUUUGUCUCCGAGCGUUUUGGG
Messenger RNA from Blastomyces dermatitidis ER-3, 3463 nucleotides. Its product is annotated as DNA-directed RNA polymerase I, II, and III subunit RPABC3. The transcript has 3 exons. Lineage: Eukaryota; Fungi; Ascomycota; Eurotiomycetes; Onygenales; Ajellomycetaceae. The record is from RefSeq and is a predicted model, not a curated record. Gene Ontology annotation, molecular function: DNA-directed RNA polymerase activity. The coding region runs from base 2138 to 2578 and encodes 146 amino acids. Gene Ontology annotation, biological process: DNA-templated transcription. Gene Ontology annotation, cellular component: RNA polymerase III complex; RNA polymerase I complex; RNA polymerase II, core complex.